This is a messenger RNA of Perkinsus marinus ATCC 50983, 2415 nucleotides long. RefSeq lists its product as hypothetical. The coding region runs from base 1 to 2415 and encodes 804 amino acids. Lineage: Eukaryota; Perkinsozoa; Perkinsida; Perkinsidae. The record is from RefSeq and is a predicted model, not a curated record. Gene Ontology annotation, cellular component: cytoplasm. Gene Ontology annotation, molecular function: ATP binding; ATP hydrolysis activity. The transcript has 22 exons.
AUGGCACCCAAUAUGGCUUUCGCCUCUCAUCUCAAAUGGAUGAGGCAGAAGUAUAUUUUGAGGCAGGAUAUGUUUUUGAUAGGAGACCCUGGCUCGAUUCGCCGACGAUUGGCAUACCAAUUCUGCCGGGUUGAAGGACUACAACCAGAGCUUCUGACUAUAACUCGGGACACAGUUGAGGCAGAUCUCCGCCAACGACGGGAGAUUGGGAAAAAUGGGGAGACUAUCUAUGUCGACUCGGCAGUCGUUCGGGCGGCCAUAAUGGGACGAGUACUUAUCCUUGAUGGGAUUGAGAAGGCGGAACGCAAUGUGUUGCCAACAAUCAACAACCUCCUCGAGAAUCGUGAGAUGGUGCUGGACGAUGGCAGAUGUCUGCUCAGCCACAUCAAGUAUGAUAAGUUGACGGAGGACUUGGGCCAGGCGGAGGUUACCGCGCGUAACCUUCUGAGAGUCUCACCUCGGUUUAUCGUCGUAGCCCUCGGCCUCCCUGUCCCGCCCUGUGUUGGCCAUACGCUUGAUCCGCCUUUGAGGAGCCGCUUCCAAGGCCGAGUUAUUGCCGGGCUCUCAGCGGAACCCCAGGCAACGCCAUCCUUGAGAGAUUUUGUGGAUGCAGUCGUGCAGUCGCCGGAGCUACCAUUGUUGCCAGGCGACGCUAUGAGCGGCCUGCAAAAGGCCUUUACCGUGACGGGAGAUACGUAUGAGGCUAUCGCGAGGGUAUACCCUUGGAAGCUGUUCCCAGCAGAAGCUUGUAGAGGUGUCAAUUCGAUACUAGCGAGCCUUGGAAUAUCGCAGAAGAGUCCCAAGUUAGGAGAAGCUGGUAGCCAUAUAAGUCAGGAGACGGGAUUUGUCACUACCCCAAGUGUGAGGAAGACCAUUGAAGAUAUCGGAAAGGACUGGCGGGCCGGUCUUGACAUCUGUUUGGUGGGACCUGCCGGUUGUGGAAAGACUCAGACUAUGCUGCACUUCAUCCGAAGCUUGAAACCCUCACGAGACAUUGAAACUAUGUUUCUGUACCGGGACAUGUCGGCCCGAGAUCUUCUACAACGGCGAGUCACUGACGUGGCCACAGGAGCAACAAUUUGGCUGCCCAGUAGUGCAGUCAGAGCAGCUGUAGAGGGAAAAAGCCCAGACCCGAGCGGAUCAGGACUCAUCCUUACCGGCGCAGGGAACGCUUCCGUUUCCGGAUCUGAGACCGCUGGUCCACGAGUGAUCCAAGUUCAUCCCAACUUUCGAGUGGUAGCUCUCGCAGCUCCCCCGACUCAAGGGAAUGCGUGGCUCUCUCCUGAGGUGAUGAGUCUAUUCUCAUUCCACAUCCUAGGCGAAGCAUCUAUUGCGGAGAUCAUUUCAGCCAAAUACAGCGGGAGUGGUGAGUUGGCCUUAAAUGUGUGUGAUCUGGUCCAUGCGUUCUUCGAGACCAUCGAGGCCCCAUUCGUACCUGAGCUGCUAUCUCUGAAGCAGACACUGGACGGAUGCCAAGGCAUCCCUCCACUCACCCUUAGGAGGAUGCUUCGGAUUGCCAAAAUUUGUGAUUCAUCUCCUUCGAAAGAAACUCUUGCAUCAACAGCCUGGCGACAACUGCUGCUCAAUCUAGUGCCGCCUUUGGAGAGGGAGGCGCUUCCUAAAGGCUUCACGCGGGACUUCGCUGCCGCUUCUAGCUCACUCCAGGAAGCUGAUGGGAUUGAAAUCUCCCUUCAAGAUGACGCUGUAGUGAUCGAUGGUAUCAGAGGAUGGAUGUACAGACCCGGCCCUGAUGAUAAUCGUCCAGAGCUGAUACCUCAAGUCAGAGAGAGAUUCGUCCUUAUCCCGGCGCACAAGCGAUUUAUGGCUGAGAUCCACAGGGACAUGUUCCUCCACGGAGAGCGAAGCCUACUCAUCGUGGGACCCCAGGGAGUGGGGAAGAAUAUGGUUAUCGACUACUAUAUGGAAAUGCUUCGUGUGGAGCGGUACUAUAUGCAGCUCCAUCGUGAUAGCACUGUUGGUUCCCUGACCAGCACUCCAGCACUACACGAGGGCGCUAUCGUUUGGAAGGAGUCCCCAUUGGUUACGGCUGCCGUUGAGGGUCGAUGGAUUGUGUUGGACGAGGCAGACAAAGCGCCCCUAGAGGUUGUUGUUCUCCUCAAGUCGCUGAUCGAAGACGGCUACCUGAACUUACCCGAUGGGCGCUGUCUCGGUGGGAGCGGUGGCACUCCUAUCCAUCCCAACUUCAGAUGCAUAGUGUUAUGCAACCGUCCCGGAUUUCCCUUCCUCGGUAACGACUUCUUCCGAGAGUGCGGCGACAUUUUCUCUGUGUUUCUUAUGGAGAUCCAGACCACAACUCAGAGCUCAUGCUUGUACACUCCGUGGCACCAGAAGUCCUAUUGGGGUUCUAUCCCGUCUGGUAUCGGUCUUCGGCGAACUGCGAAGGUUGACAACUGA